AUGUCUUUCGACGCUACUCGGGUGUACACUACGAGUGUAUUGCAGGGCGAAGAGACUGGUGACCAUGAGAACUCUGAAAUCGUCAAGUCGUUUCGCAAUUUCGUUUUGGAGUUUCGAUUGGACGCGAACUUCGUAUACCGUGACCAGCUGCGGAAUAAUCUGCUGGUGAGGAACUACUCGCUGACGGUUAACAUGGAACACUUGAUCGGAUACAAUGAGGAGCUGUAUAAGCUGCUGCGUGAAGAUCCUAUCGAGCUAAUUCCGUUGUUUGAGCAGGCCGUUACGCAGGUCGCUCGACGGAUUGCGCUCUUAAGCCAAGGAGCUGGUGGAGAGAAAAACGACAGUGAGAUGCUUGGGUUGAGCUUACAGUUAGGAGCUUUUCCCACAUGUCAGCUAAUUCUGCGAUCUCAUUCUUCUGAGACCCCCAUUAGAAAUCUGGACUCUCAGAAUGUGUCAAAAAUCGUGCGAAUCAGUGGGAUCAUAAUCUCGGCGUCGGUAUUGACUUCCAGGGCCACACACUUGUCGCUGGUAUGCAAGAACUGCCGACAUAUGACGUCUAUGGACUUGAAUAAUUUCCAGUCUCUAUCGGGGAACAAUAAUUUGACUCUUCCGCGCUCAUGUUUAGCAGAUCAUAGCAAAACGGAAGGACCAGGUUCUGGAAACCCCUGUGGCCAAGAUCCUUAUAUGGUUGUGCAUGAAAAUUCUAAGUUUAUUGAUCAGCAAUUCUUGAAGCUGCAGGAAAUCCCUGAAUCUGUACCUAUAGGGGAGAUGCCCCGGAAUUUACUUAUGACAUGUGAUCGUUACUUGGCAAAUAGGGUCGUUCCUGGGACCCGUGUGACGAUUGUCGGCAUAUACUCUAUUUACCAAUCAAAAGGUUCUCGAGCUAGUGGAGGAGGCAGCGGUGGAAACAGGCCUGUUGCCAUUAGGAACCCGUAUAUUAAAGUAUUGGGUAUCGAGACACUGUCUAAUAAUCCGAUUAACUCCGCUCUUUCCCUGUUUAAUGAAGUUGAAGAGGAAGAGUUUCUGCGUAUGUCUCGUAUGCCUAACCUUUACGAGGUGUUUGCGAAGUCAAUUGCGCCUAGUAUCUAUGGAAAUGCUGAUAUAAAGAAGGCCAUCGUUUGUCUUUUGAUGGGAGGCUCGAAGAAAAUUUUACCUGAUGGAAUGCGUUUGAGAGGUGAUAUCAACGUGCUAUUAUUGGGUGACCCUGGUACUGCUAAAUCUCAACUGUUGAAGUUUGUGGAGAAGGUCUCCCCAAUUGCCAUAUACACUUCGGGUAAGGGUUCUUCAGCAGCUGGUUUGACUGCAUCAGUGCAACGUGAUCCAAAUACACGGGAAUUUUAUUUGGAAGGCGGUGCAAUGGUCCUAGCUGAUGGUGGUACCGUUUGUAUUGAUGAAUUUGAUAAAAUGCGAGAUGAAGAUCGGGUGGCAAUUCACGAAGCUAUGGAGCAACAGACAAUUUCCAUUGCGAAAGCCGGUAUUACAACUGUGUUGAACUCUCGUACCAGUGUAUUGGCUGCAGCUAAUCCUAUAUACGGUCGAUAUGAUGAAUUGAAAUCCCCAGGUGAAAACAUAGAUUUCCAAACUACCAUUUUGUCACGUUUCGAUAUGAUCUUUAUUGUAAAGGAUGACCACAACGAGCAAAGGGAUAUAUCCAUUGCAUAUCACGUCAUGAACAUCCACACUGGCCGUGCAGCUGUUGCUGAGAAUGCGAAAGAUGCUGAGAACGCAAAUGGUGAAAUUCCUAUAGAAAAGAUGAAGCGCUAUAUUACUUACUGUCGUGCUAAAUGUGCACCCAGGCUUUCUCCUCAGGCUGCAGAAAAGCUCUCCUCUCAUUUCGUAACAAUUAGAAGACAGCUUCUAAUAAAUGAGUUGGAAUCCCGGGAGAAAUCAUCUAUUCCAAUUACCAUCCGUCAACUAGAGGCUAUUAUUCGUAUUACAGAAUCACUUGCGAAAUUAGAACUCAGCUCCGUUGCAGAAGAGCGUCAUGUAGAUGAAGCAAUUAGGUUAUUUCAGGCUUCUACUAUGGAUGCAGCAUCACAGGAUCCUAUUGGAGGAAUGAGAGAUGCAAGUGUUGUUUCUGAAGUUAGGAAUCUCGAAUCAGAAUUAAAAAGAAGACUGCCCAUUGGGUGGUCUACGAGUUACCAGACUCUAAAGCGAGAGUUUGUGCAAUCCAACCGGUAUUCACAGCAGGCUUUAGAUAGGGCUUUAUACAUUCUAGAAAGGCAUGAAACAAUCCAACUAAGGCACCAAGGCCAGAAUAUAUACAGAAAUGGAGUUUAA
This is a messenger RNA of Eremothecium sinecaudum, 2280 nucleotides long. It is a transcript of the gene MCM5, whose product is annotated as MCM DNA helicase complex subunit MCM5. The record is from RefSeq and is a predicted model, not a curated record. Gene Ontology annotation, cellular component: nucleus; MCM complex. Gene Ontology annotation, molecular function: ATP binding; 3'-5' DNA helicase activity; DNA replication origin binding. Lineage: Eukaryota; Fungi; Ascomycota; Saccharomycetes; Saccharomycetales; Saccharomycetaceae. Gene Ontology annotation, biological process: DNA replication initiation; DNA replication; double-strand break repair via break-induced replication. The transcript has a single exon. The coding region runs from base 1 to 2280 and encodes 759 amino acids.